Molecule: messenger RNA, 1812 nt
Organism: Bacillus rossius redtenbacheri
Lineage: Eukaryota; Metazoa; Arthropoda; Insecta; Phasmatodea; Bacillidae
Exons: 1
Coding region: 1-1812 (603 amino acids)
Source: RefSeq, a predicted model, not a curated record
AUGUUCCGGCCCCCUCCUACGUUCCACAAUGUUCCGGCCCCCUCCUACGUUCCAGAAUGUUCCGGCCCCCUCCUACGUUCCAGAAUGUUCUGGCCCCCUCCUAGGUUCCAGAAUGUUCCGGCCCCCUCCUACGUUCCAGAAUGUCCCGGCCCCCUCCUACGUUCCAGAAUGUUCCGGCCCCCUCCUACGUUCCAGAAUGUUACGGCCCCCUCCUACAUUCCAGAAUGUUCCGCCCCCCUCCUACGUUCCAGAAUGUUCCGGCCCCCUCCUACGUUCCAGAAUGUUCCGGCCCCCUCCUACGUUCCAGAAUGUUCCGGCCCCCUCCUACAUUCCAGAAUGUUCCGGCCCCCUCCUACGUUCCAGAAUGUUCCAGCCCCCUCCUACGUUCCAGAAUGUUCAGGCCCCCUCCUACGUUCCAGAAUGUUCCGGCCCCCUCCUACGUUCCAGAAUGUUCCGGCCCCCUCCUACGUUCCAGAAUGUCCCGGCCCCCUCCUACGUUCCAGAAUGUUCCGGCCCCCUCCUACGUUCCAGAAUGUUACGGCCCCCUCCUACAUUCCAGAAUGUUCCGCCCCCCUCCUACGUUCCAGAAUGUUCCGGCCCCCUCCUACGUUCCAGAAUGUUCCGGCCCCCUCCUACGUUCCAGAAUGUUCCGGCCCCCUCCUACAUUCCAGAAUGUUCCGGCCCCCUCCUACGUUCCAGAAUGUUCUGGCCCCCUCCUACGUUCCAGAAUGUUCCGGCCCCCUCCUACGUUCCACAAUGUUCCGGCCCCCUCCUACGUUCCAGAAUGUUCCGGCCCCCUCCUACGUUCCAGAAUGUUCUGGCCCCCUCCUAGGUUCCAGAAUGUUCCGGCCCCCUCCUACGUUCCAGAAUGUCCCGGCCCCCUCCUACGUUCCAGAAUGUUCCGGCACCCUCCUACGUUCCAGAAUGUUCCGGCCCCCUCCUAAGUUCCAGAAUGUUCCGGCCCCCUCCUACGUUCCAGAAUGUUCCGGCCCCCUCCUACGUUCCAGAAUGUUCCGGCCCCCUCCUACGUUCCAGAAUGUUCCGGCCCCCUCCUACGUUCCAGAAUGUUCCGGCCCCCUCCUACGUUCCAGAAUGUUCCGGCCCCCUCCUACGUUCCAGAAUGUUCCGGCCCCCUCCUACGUUCCAGAAUGUUACGGCCCCCUCCUACAUUCCAGAAUGUUCCGCCCCCCUCCUACGUUCCAGAAUGUUCCGGCCCCCUCCUACGUUCCAGAAUGUUCCGGCCCCCUCCUACGUUACAGAAUGUUCCGGCCCCCUCCUACAUUCCAGAAUGUUCCAGCCCCCUCCUACGUUCCAGAAUGUUCAGGCCCCCUCCUACGUUCCAGAAUGUUCCGGCCCCCUCCUACGUUCCAGAAUGUUCCGGCCCCCUCCUACAUUCCAGAAUGUUCCGGCCCCCUCCUACGUUCCAGAAUGUUCCGGCCCCCUCCUAUGUUCCAGAAUGUUCCGGCCCCCUCCUACGUUCCAGAAUGUUCCGGCCCCCUCCUAUGUUCCAGAAUGUUCCGGCCCCCUCCUACGUUCCAGAAUGUUCCGGCCCCCUCCUAUGCUCCAGAAUGUUCCGGCCCCCUCCUACAUUCCAGAAUGUUUCGGACCCCUCCUACGUUCCAGAAUGUUCCGGCCCCCUCCUACAUUCCAGAAUGUUCCGGCCCCCUCCUACGUUCCAGAAUGUUCCGGCCCCCUCCUACGUUCCAGAAUGUUCCGGCCGCCUCCUACGUUCCAGAAUGUUCCGGCCCCCUCCUACGUUCCAGAAUGUUCCGGACCCCUCCUACGUUCCAGAAUGUUCCGGCCCCCUCCUAG